Molecule: messenger RNA, 7982 nt
Organism: Schistosoma spindalis
Lineage: Eukaryota; Metazoa; Platyhelminthes; Trematoda; Strigeidida; Schistosomatidae
Source: the annotation of a GenBank genome assembly
CUUAUCGUUACUCUCGGGAUUACUAUACUGUUUUAAUUUUCAGUGGUGAAAACAUGAUCGAUUUCAGUGUGAGAGUUGAAUGAUGCUACGCAUAUGUUUAUUUAUUCUGAUAGCUAUGUUUCUAAAUAAGUUACUGGAAUACAACGGUUCUGCGUCUAUUCCUUUUACCAAUGAAAAAGCUAAAGUCAACUCACUACACUAUUUCGAUUUUUCUGGAUGCUACUUUGUAUGCUGCGAUCACAAAUUUCAUAAUAAAUCUGAAAUUUUGGAUGAAAAAAUGAUAAUCUCCCGUCAAACUACUAAUAAUCUAGCAGAACUGACUGAAGUUUGGAGUUUUAUUGAACAUUUCUGCAAGCAUAUCAAUGUAUCUAAAAUGUUUAUGAAUUCUUCAAUAUACUCAAAUGUACAACGUCAUCUAACUUCAGAAGUUGAAAAACCUGAAUUUAUGAAUUAUGAAAACAACAGAUACUUUUGUUUGUAUUGUGUCAGGAACUACAUGUUAAAAGCAUCCAUAAAAUCUGACAAAAACACUGAACAGUAUUUAAAUUUAUUUCUUUUUCGGAAGUUUUCACUACGUUCACCACGUUCGAUAAUUAAAACCACAGACAAAAUUUCUUUAUUCAAUAAAACUAGAAAUAUGAUACCUACAUUUACGCUUCCAGCAGUAAACAGUGUACCUGUUAGAGCAGUAUCUAUACAUUCAUCUAAUUUAAUACCAUCAUUAAGUAGUAAUAUUAUGAACGAGUUCAACCAAGUAACAUUUCUACAUUACCAGUUUAAUGUUGUACAAAUUAAAUACGGAAUUAUACAAAUUAAAGUAAAUGAUGAUCAAGCUACAUGGAAACAAACAACUACAUUUACUGGAUUACAAGUAAUUGAACAAAAGGUUCGUUAUAUUAGCCUUGUAGCUCAACCAGAAAAUAUUCAAACGGCGUUUAGUGAUCGCAUACAUAUAACCUGUUUUAGAAAUUUGGAAAAAUCUAACAUUAUGAGGUUAGUUUUGCCAGUGAACUUUAUCCGAAUCCAUUUAAGUAUCACCGUAAACAGACCUCUUUUAAUUUAUGUAAGUACCGUCAAUGAUAAAAUACACCCACAUCUUAUUGGCAUGGAAGGCCGUACAGCUCGACUGGACUCAAGAUAUUUAGAAGUCAGAGCGGAACCAUGGGAGAAGGAUUCACUAAUAUGGUUUACUGUAACAAAAAUUCCGAUGCAUGGACACUUAUUUCUAGUUAAUCGAAGCAGUCAACAGACAAAUACAAAUAAGGAGUUGGAUGAUAAAAUUUACCUGGGUGUUAGUUCACAAUUUACACAAGAAGAUUUAAGAGCAGGAAAUCUAUUUUAUACCUUUCGCCGCGUACUAGAUGAUAGUUCGGAGAGGACUUCAGAUGUAAGUUCUGGACGUUUUAGUUUAAUGGAUGAAUUCAAAUAUCGUGUUAAUGUAGAAGGAGCUCAACCUAAGACAAUAUACAAUUUUCGAAUAGUUAUCAAGAAAAUAUCCAGCACUACUCCAAUCUCUACUAUUAAAUUUAGUCCUACAAUUAUAAACAGAGGUGGAAUUGUAGAGGAAGGUGGAGAUCUGAUUCUAACACCUGAAUUGUUUUAUGCUAAACAUUCACAAUGUCAAAACAAUUCUGUACAAAAGUCAUCUAAUGAGCUAUUUCAAGAAUAUGAUCUAUAUUUUCAAAUUCUCUCAUUACCCGAACAUGGUACACUUUUAAUAAAAUCACCGUAUAAUUCAACUUUAACCAAUUUAAUUAAUUUGACAGAAUAUAACCACAAAUUAAUUAAUUAUAAUUUGUUAUUAUAUCGUCAUAAUGAUGAAGAAGAAUUUAAGGAUAGUUUUCAAUUUCAGUUUUUUUGUCGUCAAACACCUAUUAGCAAUUCAUAUGAUGAUGAUAAUGACGAUUUAACCGUACAUUUAACAGGAUUAACACAUACUUCAGUAGAUGAACUAUUUGGUCAACCAGUUACUUCUAUUUUUCGGAUUCGUAUUAUUCCAGUGAAUGAUAAUCCUCCGAAUCUGCAUAUAACUCCUCUAUUUGUUGAAUUUAACAAAACAAAUAACACACUAAGUAAAUCAUUUAAAAUAAUAGAUAAAGAUAAGAAUUUGCAGAACGAUUAUUUUGAUAAUAUUAACGAUGAUGAUAAUAAUAAUAAUGAUGAAUUGAUUUAUAAAAGGGGUGAUUUUUGGAUUCAUUGGGAAGAAAACAAAAACUUCCACAGAAAAGAUAUUAUAUAUCCAAGUUUGGGAUAUUUCAUUCAAAAUCUUGAUAUGACUGUCAGUCGUCGUUUCAAAUAUUCUGAAUUAACUAAUGGUCUUAUUAACUUUAAACAUAUGGGACUUCCUACCGGCCAAAUGAAUCUUAAAGUAAUGGAUGGAAAGUUUACUGUUACUAAGCAACUAACAAUCAAUGCAACCAAACCUACUUUUCUUGUAUUGCAGCCAAGUCGUGUAACAUUAAGAUCAAACGGGAGAGUUUUCAUUCCUAUCGAGGUAAUUACGAAUGUUCAUCUUGAUCCAAACCAUAUUCAAAUUAAUGUAAUUCGCUCUGGAUGCUUUGGAGACUUGGUGUUAUUUGGUCUAACUGAUCAGUCAACAAACUGGACAUAUAAUGAUUUAUUACAGUUUCCACUUUAUUAUAAAUACAUCAGAUCAUGGAGCCAGUCUAAAUAUCAAAAUAUAACAUCAUUCAAGAAUGCUGCACACAGUCUUUACUGUAAAUUACUGUAUUCAAGUAAUAAAAACGAUAAGAAAGAUGAUUCCGUUACAUUACGAUCGGACGAAGUAUAUCUAUUUGUCAGUACUACAUUCUCUGGCCAUAUAUUACAGCAAGAAGUCAGGUUAUCUAUUUUAUUGAAUGGACUUAAAUUAUGGAAUGAUGCGAAUAAUAAUGAAGCAAAUAAUGUUAAAUUUACUAGUGACGAAUUAACUGUUGAAACCGGCAAGAGUGUAGUCGUGCAACCAAAUGUUUUCUCAAACAAUAAUAAUACACGAAUUUUUUCACAAAUACCAAUUAUUGUAAAUCAGGGGCCUCGUUACGGUAUACUUCAUCUGUGCACCACAAAUUUUAAAAUAUCACCUAUUAAAUAUUUUACACUGGCUGAUCUGUUUUCUGGAAGAAUAUUAUACGAGUCAUUGACAAAUCGAUUGAACACAAUACAACCAUAUUACAAACAAAGUUUAUUAGUUAAAGACUGUAUUACUGUUUUCUUAUUAAACAAUCAAUUUCAAUAUAGAAUGAACGACUACAUGUCAGAUCAAAUAAAUAAUGAAACAGAAAUUGAAUCAAAACACGUUAUCUGCAUUCUAGUCAUGCAAAAAGGUUUAGACGUAAAACACUGGGAUUUAGCUUUGGAGGCAAAGAACUAUCGAUCCUUGACAGACUCAAAAUUGACUCCAUUGUUAAACAAAGAAAAUCCUGUCAGACAUGAUGAACCAUUCAUAGCAAGAAGUGUGGACAGUUUUUCCAUGACAAGCAAAAAUACUGCAUAUGAUAUAACACAGUUAUCAGAAAGUAUACUAGAAUUAGAUGCACCAUAUGCACACAAAAAAUAUAGUGCUAGUAGCAACGGGAAUCCAAAGAAAAGUGUAAAAACACUGUAUACGGUGAAGAAUGGGCCAAGUUAUGGCUUAAUAAUUUCAAAAAAGCUUAAUCGAACAGUUCGCCUAUUUUCUGAUGUAGAUCUUGCCACUAAUGAUAUUUAUUAUCAAAACUAUGGAAACAAUUCAAUAUCUGAAGACUCAGUUGACUUAACUGUACUGGAACUUACAACAAAAACAAUGACAGUUAAUCCAGUCAAAAUUAAGUUUACUUUAAAUGAGAUGAAUCCUCGACCAUAUUUAAGGGCUUGUAGACCAAUGCGCAUUUUAACUGGUUCAUCAGCUGUUAUCCAGACGGAUUAUUUAAAUGCAGCAUUGACAAGUGGGUUCAAUUCAGAUCAAAUCACCUACGAAAUCUUGUACACUCAUCAAGGUCACGUGGUGUUUCUAAACAGUUUGUCUGUUAGUUUAAGUACAUUUACACAAAUGGAUCUUCGACGAGGACGAGUUGGAUUUGUUCAUAGCGGUUCACAGAAAAGUACAGCUUGUGGUUUUGCUUUUGUUCUGAUAUACAAUUUAUAUCGGUCUGAAAUUUAUAAGUUUCAAAUAAUUCCUGGCACAGUAGAAUUGAAUGUCAUAAGCAACCAAACAUUGCUAGUAUUCCCCAAAGGAUUUGAAAUAAUCACUCCUCAUCACAUCAAUACUCAAAUAAAGUUCAGUGCCCUGCAACCGAUGGAUUAUGAAUUUAAUUCAACUGCGCUGGAGAACAACAAUCUGUCUAAUACUUCGUCAUCACUUUCAUGUUUAAUGCUAAGUCAGUGUCACCUUGAAAACGAGUUGGGUCUUUAUGUGGUGUACAAGGUUUUAUCUCAGCCGACACAUGGAUCAAUUGUCAGGUUUAGUGUCAUAGACAAAAAUCAUUUGGCAGUUUGGAAUGAUAGUGUAUAUGAAUUCACUCAGGAGGAAAUCAAAUUGGGAAGAAUAGCCUAUACCUUUCACUCAAAUAAAUGGCAUAUAAACAGAAAUCAAUUUACAUUGUUACAAUAUAAUUCUGACAUUGAAGAUGAAUAUAUUGUCAGUGCAAGUAUUGUAAAACGUACCACCAUUAUGAAUAAGGACAAUGAGAGAAAUUACAAUAACAAUAAUAAAAAAGAUCAUAAUAUCACUGAUGUAUCAAACUAUGAUGAUUAUACAGAGCACUUAACAUCUCAAAUAAUAUUUGGUUCAAUUUCCAUAUCUUAUGAUUAUAUUUUUAAAUAUAAUCAAAAUCGUCUAUUAAAUAUUAAUCCUUUAAUAUUACAUAAUGGUCAUACUGGUGAAAUUACACUGAAUCAUAUCAAUCCCAAUCCAAUUCGUGGUUUUUUCAAAAAUAAUAGAUCAGAAAGCAAAAAUCUUAAGAUUGCAAGACCUCCAGAACAUGGAGCCCUUUGGUUAGGAUCAAAAAGGAUAAAAACUGGUAGUAUAAUUCCUGGUUUAUUGAGUGGCGAGUUAGCAGAAAAAUUUAUUUAUCGACAUGACGGCUCAUUAACAAAAAAAGACAGUUUCGAACUAUUGGUAUACCAACUAAAUCGCUCGUUGACCAGUUAUGAACUACCGAUUAUUUUUCCAAUACAAAUUGUUCCUAACUUAAAUACAUCACUUAAGCUCAUCUAUCCAGGAAUUCAAAUAAAUAGAAAUAAUCUUUUGAGCAUAAGUAAAACUUUAAUUACAGUUGAAAUGAAUGAUUAUGUAACUAUUACUAAUGAACAUUUAUAUGUCCAGCAUGAAUUUAUUCAGCCACAAUUUAUUUACAUACAUUUUAAAAUAUUGCCAAAAUAUGGUAAACUAUACUAUUCAUAUAAUUCAUUUAAACAAGAGCAUGAUAUUUUGACACCUGAAUGUGAAACAUUGUAUAAAAUCACACAAAAUGAUGUCAAUCUGAAGAGGCUCAGAUAUUUUGCAAAUAAUGUUGAUGGAAGCAAACAAGAUCCUAAUAUAGCUGUUUACGAUUCAGCUACAUUUGAGAUUUAUCAAAAUGAAUAUCCUAAUCUACAAAUAAAUAAAUUGAGCGGUGUUUUACAAUUUCAAAUCAUACUGAACAACGUUAUGCUGAACAAUUCAGUACAAUUAACCCUGUUACAAAAUGAAACAAAACUAUGGCUUGAUGCAGAAAUGUUACAAGUACAAUCAAGUAAAUGGAAAAACUAUCAACACGAUUACCAAACAAAUCACUUAACAUUCUUCCAUAUAAAACAACUGCCUAGUCAUGGCAAAGUAUUUGUAGAUACAAUACCUAUAUAUAGAUUCAGCUACACACAGUUAGAACAGAACCGGGUAUACUAUGAGAAGACAAAUUUUUCAUCACCACAUGACUCAUUUACCAUUGAAAUAAAAAAAUCCGUCUGCGGAACGUCUUUGAGAACUCGAUCAAAUAUCUUUGAUUGGCUACCUGAUGAAUUAACUAGCGAAUACUCUUCAUACAUGACUCUAACCGUGAGCAUAACUGUACAGUCGUUGAUUUCCUUUGACACACUUUAUGUUACAUCUGGGAAAAUGACUAAAAUUAAUGCAGAAAAUUUGGAAAUAAGUAAAUUCUAUGAACUUUUGCAUAAAUAUGACAUUCCAAAUCAAGUAUCAACUAAGAAUAAUCGUAAGGUCAUGUCAAUCACAAUGUUCACAUUUCCAACUGGAACGAUGUUAAAAUCAGGGAGAUUUUAUAUUAAUGACCGAUUGGUUAUUUCAAGUGGUUAUUUAAAUGAUAAACUAACUAGUUCUAUAGGUAUCAGUUUACAAGAUUUCCUAUCAAAUAAUGUUUAUUUUGAAGCAUAUCAAAUACCUAAUGAAAGUAUAGAAUUUUAUGAAGAAACUAUUCCAUAUAUAUUUACUUUAGGAACAUUUUAUACUCCACAAAUGUACUUCAUCACUUCAGAUCCUAUUUUUGUACAACCAGGUUUUGGUGAUUUAAAAAUUUCAAUAAAAAACUUUUUAUUUUCCACAACAGUUAAUAACAGCUUCACUAAUAAUGACAGUAUAAAUCGAAGUGUCUCAAUUUCAUCACCUUCAGUAGUAUCGUCGACAAGUAAGCUAGAUAUGAUCAAAAAUAUUUCCAGAUAUUCUGGUACUGGAAGAAUUGCAUUUACGAUUGCAGGAUUUGCCCUAUCUUUAGCAUUCAUAUCCGUUGUAAUAAUAUGUUCAAUCGGUUGUUGCAUAUAUAAACGUAAGAAUAAAACAAGUAAAAACAUUAUAGGUAUGUCGAACCAAUCAGUAGAAAAGGUAUCAACUUCUUUCCCAUUGACAUUGACCGCAUUACCAAGAGAAACUGUGAAUAGUCCGAAUAAGUAUAUACUGAAGUCAAAUCAUGACUCCAUCGAAAUAUGCUCAGUUCAUGAAAUAAAUGAGAGUGAGAAACUUAAUUCCGAUGAAGGAGUUAAAAAUCUUACAUCAUCAAAUCAAUCAUCGAGAGUUACAUUUAAUAACAAAGUUGAUAUUAAUCGCAUCAUUACUGUAGAACCCUCCGUACAAUCGGCACAAGAUUUUUCGUGCAAUUGUGAUUUUAGUGGAGCAGUUGUUUACUGGACAACAGACAUGGAAGCUGCUAGUGCUAUACCGUCUAUCAGCUGUCAAAGUGAUAAUAACUUUUCCAAUUAUGGUAAUUAUUACACUAAUCAUGCAUUUCAUUUGAUUUCUACAAACGAUAAAAUGAUAUCACAACCACCAAUAUUAUCUCCAAUAUCAUCAAACAUUUUGCAAACGCAACAACAUACAGCACAGUUUUCUAGUCCCGUUCUUCUCGCUCAGCUUCCUACGACUAGUUUGAAUUUACCACAUUUAACAUUCUUGUCUCCAUCUGAGGCGGCUAAUCAAAUUAACAUGAAUAUUGUUCCUUUGGAGUCACAGUUUCUAAAUGCCAGCAAAGUUGAGAAUGAGAAAAAUAAUUCGAAAAGGAAAGUCGAAAAUACACAAAUUAGUUCUAAAAUCUCCGAUCAAGAUAAUUUAGAAAGUUUUGAUAAGGUAACUGAAUCACAUUGCGAUGAUUCUUUGUGUAACGAAAGUCAGAAGUGUAGCAGUACAAAUACACCAUUGAUUUGCAUUCAAAACAAUGUAUAUGGUAAACAUUUUGAUGUCAGUCAUAUGAAUGAAGUAAUUUGACAGAUUGAGAUGAGAUUGAUGUCUGUGAUAAAACACCAGUGAAUAUAAUUAUUUAUCUUGAAUCAUAUGUAAUUUUUAUUUCCUCUUGCCAGAUAAGCAAUCAACGAGUACUACUUUACUAAUCACAACCUCUAUCAGUUGACUUUCAUGAAUAUCAAGUUGCACAAUUUAAUUUUGUAAUAUAAAAAAAUAAUUUCUUUUCUUUAUGCCUUAAUAGAUCCUAAUAACCAUUUUUGUAAAUAUUUGUACAUAAUGACCACUUUUCUAGAAUAUUAAAAAGAUGAAAAAUAUAUACAAAAUGGUUGAUCAAAUA